GGGAGAGCCGGUCUCUAUAUGGCGGCGGCUCUGUCGGGCCUGGCUGUCCGGCUCUCGCGCUCGGCCGCCGCCCGCUCUUAUGGGGUCUUCUGCAAGGGGCUGACUCGCACGCUGCUCAUAUUCUUCGAUCUGGCCUGGCGGCUGCGCAUCAACUUCCCCUACCUCUACAUCGUGGCUUCCAUGAUGCUCAACGUCCGCCUGCAGGUUCAAAUUGAGAUACUUUUUUUUUUUUUUUUUGAGACAGA
Molecule: messenger RNA, 245 nt
Organism: Otolemur garnettii (small-eared galago)
Lineage: Eukaryota; Metazoa; Chordata; Mammalia; Primates; Galagidae
Product: small integral membrane protein 10-like protein 2A
Exons: 2
Source: RefSeq, a predicted model, not a curated record